GCGCGCGCAGCUGUGAUCUCGUGCCAUCAUCGGUUUCUCUGAAAAGUUCAUGGAUAAAAGGAGCACGGCAUGGUGCUGGGCGAUACCAACAGAACUAGUGUCGCGCAAAGCCACGGACAAACUAUGAAGCCCUUCAUGGCCGAGGUGCGCGCGAGAGAGACAGGUGUUGAAACAUCUAACGGUAUAAUGAUCUCCGAGAUCCUCGUGCCUCGAGUAUUCAAAAUUGCAGACGAGUCUGGAGAAAUGGCAGUGUCUACGGGCUCCGGUUCCUUGGAUAUGAAGCCCUCCAGCUCGCCGAUCCUACUGGAGAUGAUGGAGGUGGCAAACGGCACGAGCUGCGCGGAGCAGAUCCUCAGCUACGGAGAGGUCGAGAAGGUGCUGAUCGGUGGGGUGCUGACUAUGCUCACACUCAUAACCAUCUGCGGGAACCUGCUCGUGGUCAUCUCUGUGUGUUUUGUGAAAAAACUACGGCAGCCCUCCAACUAUCUGAUCGUGUCCCUCGCGCUCGCGGACCUCUCCGUUGCGCUCGCGGUGAUGCCGUUCGUCAGCAUCACGGACCUGAUCGGUGGCCGAUGGAUUUUUGGCAAGUUCUUCUGUAACGUGUUCAUAGCCAUGGAUGUGAUGUGCUGCACCGCGUCCAUCAUGACCCUUUGCGUUAUCAGCAUCGACCGGUACCUGGGCAUCACCAGACCCCUAACAUACCCGGUGAGGCAGAACGGAUGGUGUAUGGCCAAAAUGGUGCUUUCAGUGUGGCUGCUCUCUGCGUCAAUCACCUUGCCACCGCUCUUUGGCUGGGCGCAGAACGUGAACGAUGACCGCGUGUGUCUGAUCAGCCAGGACUUUGGCUACACUAUUUACUCUACAGCUGUUGCGUUUUACAUCCCCAUGACUGUCAUGCUGGUCAUGUAUAACCGCAUCUACCGUGCCGCCAAGCUCAGCGCUGCCAAACACACCAUCACUGGCUUCCCUCGUGCAGGACAAGAGGAGGAAGAGGAGGAUGAGGUGGAAGUGGAAGGGGCCGAUGGGACGGAAGGUCCCAUGGGUGUGGAUUGCGUAACCGUUGCGAUCAAGCUUCAGAGGGAAGUGGAAGAGUGUGCGUGUCUGCCUCGAAUCCUGCGAGGAGUGGGCAGGAGGAGCUCGGACCGCAGGAGCAUUUCCAUAUUCAAGCGGGAACAGAAGGCGGCAGCCACGCUCGGGGUGGUGGUAGGAGCGUUCACCGUCUGCUGGCUCCCGUUCUUUCUCCUGUCUACGGCCCGGCCCUUCAUCUGUGGCACAGAGUGUAGCUGUGUCCCGCUGUGGGUGGAGAGAACUCUGUUGUGGCUGGGCUACGCCAACUCACUCAUCAACCCCUUUAUCUAUGCUUUCUUCAACCGCGACCUGCGUACCACGUACCGAAGCCUGCUCAGCUGCCGUUACCGUAAUAUUAACCGCAGACUGUCAGCCGCCGGCAUGCAUGAGGCCCUACGACUGGUGGAAAGACCGGAGGGGGUUGUCUCUGGGUGACCCGAACAGUGCACAUAACAUACAAAGAGUUCAGAGGUUAACAUUUGUAACUCACAAGCCUAAAUGGUCAUGAUGGCAUUUAGGAUGUGUCAUGUUGGGAAGGUGUCACAGUGUACUGACAGUACGUACACAGACAAAACAGUGGCCACUUCAGACAGAGGUGCAUUAUGGUCAAUGCAGUUGCAUUUUCUCAUCUUUGCUGACACAGGAACACAUUAUCACUGGCUU
Rhinichthys klamathensis goyatoka is the source of this 1731-nucleotide messenger RNA. RefSeq names its product 5-hydroxytryptamine (serotonin) receptor 7a (gene htr7a). Gene Ontology annotation, biological process: circadian rhythm; chemical synaptic transmission; vasoconstriction. The record is from RefSeq and is a predicted model, not a curated record. NCBI's taxonomy places the organism in Eukaryota, Metazoa, Chordata, Actinopteri, Cypriniformes, Leuciscidae. Gene Ontology annotation, molecular function: G protein-coupled serotonin receptor activity; neurotransmitter receptor activity. Gene Ontology annotation, cellular component: dendrite; membrane. The transcript is spliced from 2 exons. Bases 70 to 1503 code for a protein of 477 amino acids.